CGUUAGCUUGAAAUUCAGACGCGUAUGAGAGGACAUCUUAUAUUAAUAGAAGGCUUGGACCGAUCCGGCAAGUCCACCCAGGUUGAACGGCUUCACACCGCCAUCCCCAACUCAUCUACCCAGAAGUUCCCCGAUCGGUCCACGCGAAUUGGUGCUAUCAUCAAUCAGUACCUCACUGAUGAACUGUUUGUAUUGCCCGACCAAUCGAUUCAUCUUCUAUUCAGCGCCAACCGGUGGGAACUCAUCGACCUGAUGUCCCGGGCGUUGCAGAGCGGUACUACGGUCAUCCUAGACCGCUACAUCUAUUCAGGCAUCGCUUACUCGCUUGCCAAACUGCAUUUUAACCAUAGUGAUAACCAAAUGGCGUCUGUAGAAUGGCUUUAUUCCCCAGACAAGGGUCUUCUCAAACCGGACCUCACGCUCUUCUUGACUUUGAACAUGGACGAGAUCGAUACGCGGGCAGACUUUGGGGACGAGCGGUACGAGAAGAGGGCUUUCCAGGAGGUGGUUAAGGACAACUUUCUCCGGCUUUUAGAUCCCAAGGUCGACUCGUCGAUUCACUUUAUAGACGUCAACCGCCAGUCGAUUGAUGAGGUGGGGCGCACCAUCUGGGACGUGGUGGAGGGCGGCCUGUUCCACCAGCUCACCGACCAGCCCCUUCAGUUCUUUAGCUGAUGUUCAUUGGUUCAUUCAUAUAAAUCUGAUGUUCAUUGGUCAUUCAUAUAAAUCUGUAUAUCCUACUCCAACCGAUCCAACUCCGUUAGCCGUGCCAAGAUCCGGCUCUUCAGAACCUCGUGGAUCUCACCUCCCAAAUAUACUUCGUCUAGUAUCGCAUACAACUUGUAGAAGUUAAACACCAAGUCAAGCUCACACACAUUGUCAAAAUACACAUCGAGAAUCUCCACAAAAAAAUGCAACGACUCUAAGUACGCCAACUCGCUGUCAUUGAUAUCAAUCGACAUGAUGAAGUAUAACCCUGCGUACCUUCGGUACACCAACUUCUUCUCCUGGUACUCGAUGAAGUUGGACUGGUGUUUCAGGUCUCGGGAUGAUACCAACCGGUGGAUCUCAGUGAUGCUCUUGUUCUGCGCACCCCGUGAAUACGUCUUGUCGUACCACCUGCUGAGCCGGGUUUUGCCUUGUCGAUUCAAUAUAAGCACAUAGUGAAUAGACAUGGUAG
Molecule: messenger RNA, 1180 nt
Organism: Yamadazyma tenuis ATCC 10573
Lineage: Eukaryota; Fungi; Ascomycota; Pichiomycetes; Serinales; Debaryomycetaceae
Gene: CDC8
Product: bifunctional thymidylate/uridylate kinase
Biological process (GO): dUDP biosynthetic process; dTTP biosynthetic process; dTDP biosynthetic process
Cellular component (GO): cytosol; nucleus; cytoplasm
Molecular function (GO): nucleoside diphosphate kinase activity; ATP binding; dTMP kinase activity
Source: RefSeq, a predicted model, not a curated record